This is a messenger RNA of Uloborus diversus, 6148 nucleotides long. RefSeq names its product SH3 and multiple ankyrin repeat domains protein 3-like. The transcript is spliced from 17 exons. Gene Ontology annotation, molecular function: synaptic receptor adaptor activity; ionotropic glutamate receptor binding. Gene Ontology annotation, cellular component: postsynaptic membrane; postsynaptic density; dendritic spine. Bases 225 to 5603 code for a protein of 1792 amino acids. The record is from RefSeq and is a predicted model, not a curated record. NCBI's taxonomy places the organism in Eukaryota, Metazoa, Arthropoda, Arachnida, Araneae, Uloboridae.
CCGGAAUCACUGACCUUACGCGUCUAGAGCUAGCUUUUAAAAAGUGACUACGAUCGAAACAAGUGGAGAGAAAAAAAAGUGUAUUUUCCCCUCUAAUCUGUUACAGGAUGGGGAUCGCUGUGAAGUGUCAGAAACUGAUUUGUCGGGAAUGUACGAAUCGCAGGAUUUAAAACAGCUGCGAGCUUGUGGAUCUAAUCUCAAAAAAGCGGAGAAAACUUCGUGCCAUGAAGUGCCACACUAUGGACCUAGAUGACAUAAUCAUUCAAGAAGAACGACUAGUGACUCUAAAAGUUUAUAUUCCGGAUCUACUCAUACAAAAAAAUUUUCAGUUUCAAAAUGAUGAAUACAUUUGGGACAUCAAACAACACAUAAUAGUUUCAUUGCCUAAGGAACUUAAAGAAAGCUUCAAUUACGGAAUUUUUUGUCCUCCUAUCAAUGGUAAAGCUGGUAAAUUCUUGGAUGAACAAAGGCCCUUGGCUGAUUAUCCAUUUCACACAUCUAUUGGUUAUGUAGAACUACGGUACAAAAGAAGAGUGUACAAAAUGAUGAACGUUGAUGAAAAGCAAAUAAAACAACUUCAUACGAGGGUCAACCUGCGAAGAAUGUUGGAACAUGUUAACAGUGGCCAGAUUGAGAAAAUUACAAAAAUGUGUGCCAGGGGAAUGGAUCCAAACUUUCAUUGUCCAGAAAGUGGAGAAACUCCUCUGACACUUGCUUCUUCCUUAAAACAACCUUCUAAGAUCAUUAUGGCAUUAAUAAAUGGUGGGGCCUUACUAGAUUUUAGAACCAAAGAUGGGUUGACUGCUCUGCAUAAAGCAGUAGAGAAAAACAAUAUUGAAGCUUUAAAGACUCUUCUUGAUUUGGGAGCAUCGCCUAACUAUAAAGACAGUAAGGGAUUAACGCCAUUAUACUAUACUGUUUCUCAUUCAAGUGAUCAUCAAUUAACUGAGCUCUUGUUACAUGACCAUGCUUUCAUUGGCACUUGUGAUCCUCAAGGUUGGCAAGAAGUACAUCAGGCUUGUAAACAUGGUCUAGUGCAGCACCUUGAACAUUUACUAUUUUAUGGGGCUGAUAUGAAUGCUAGAAAUGCCAGUGGAAAUACACCUCUACAUGUAUGUGCUGUGAAUGAUCAAGAGAGCUGUGCACGGGUGCUUCUCUUUAGAGGAGCAGAGAAAAAUGCUCUUAAUUUUGCUAACCAAAGCCCUUAUCAAGUUGCUGUUAUAGCUGGUAAUUUAAACCUUGGUGAACUUAUUCGAAAUCAUAAUCCAGAAGAAGUAGUACCAUAUCGAGAAAUGCCAAGGUACAAUCCCAGAAGAAGAGCUAGCAUUGCACCAGUUACUACUCUUAGUAGGACUCAUAGUGAUCCUCGCCUUGAUUUACACCUGGGUAUGAAACCACCAUCUCCUUGUCCUUCUAACUGCUCCCUGCCUCCUUUUUCUUCCAUGUCAUAUAUAUCUGAUGCAUCUACCGGUUCAUCUACUUGUACACAGCCUAGUGGGGACGACAGUGAAGAUACUGCUUCAGGCAGUGUUGUUACAGAAAAAAGUGUUACCAGUGAUUCCUCUGGUGUCUGCACUAGCAACAGUGAAUCUGGUAUGGAACCAAAUGCAUCUAGUGAUAUUUUUUUGCCUGGUAACAUAUGUAUUUGUGUUACUGAUUACAGUUCUUUAGUGCCUGGUCAUCUUCAACUAUCAAGUGGUGAUACAAUAGAAGUUAUCAAUGAAACAGAAGAUGGCUUACUUCUUGGUAGGACAGACAGUGGUCAAGUUGGUCAUUUUCCCUCUUCUUGCGUCCAAGAGCUAGCUUCCAAAGGCUUUGACCCUUCUCAUUCUCCUGGAGUUUCUAGAGUUGAAGGAAGAAGAGAGCGAUCAGUGAAAAGAGUGAGCAUUAUUCCUAGGAGAUGGAAAGCACUUGGAGAACCACGAACUGUUAUUCUGCACAAAGGAAAGAAAGGCUUUGGUUUUGUUUUACGUGGCACUAAAGCAUCCAGUCCUUUGAUGGAGAGAGAGAUGAAUUUUAAAUUGCCUAGCCAAUACCUGGAAGACGUUGGGAAAGGAGGGGUUGCUGACUUGGCAGGUUUGAAGAAAGGAGACUAUUUAUUAGAGAUCAACGGACAAGAUGUAUCCCAAGCAUCUCAUGAACAUGUUGUGUCCAUUAUUCACCAAUCAGGAAAUUUGGUGGCUAUGACAGUCAUAACCUUGCAAAAUGCAUCUUUUGGAACUUCAACAGAUAGUCAUUCCUUGCCAUAUCGCCAGUGUGCCACUCUACCUCGUAAAUUAGUGAGCAAAAAAGCCCCUGCACCUCCUAAACGAGAUCCAAAGACAACUUUAUCUGUUGGCAGAGUUCGAGCACGAUCUAUGGUUGCAGGUUUGGCCGAAAUAGAAUCACUUGAUCGUUCACUAAAUGAGUAUGAUUCCGAAGGAAGGUCAACUAAAAGCAGCUCAGUGGAAAGCAUUCCUAAUAAAACAGCAUUAAAAAUGUCCGACCGUCAUUUAACUAAAACGGCAUCCAUUAAAGCUCGACCUAGCUCACAACGAGUGUCAGCUGCUGAACUUGAACAAUUUUUUGCUAGACAAGGAUCAAAGACACAAAUCCGUAGCUAUACUUUAAACAGCAGAUCACGCAUUGUAAACCGUCCACCAAAAGUAUACGGUAGUGUGGCUGAAAUGAAACGGUCCAAAGCAUCUAGAUCUAAACUUGCUGAAGCAUCAUUAAAAAUUCGCAAAGACUUUUUUAGUACUCCCGAUUUAAAAGCUUCUAAUUCAAAUGCAACACCGAGUCACUCAAUAUUUAAGAAAAAAAGUCUAAGUCAGGAAGAUUUGCAUAAUAUGGAGGGAAGUCGUCAUUCUUGGGCAUGCACACCAAAUGGGUAUAAUAGUUACCUUAGUCUUUGUGAUAAUGAUUAUGGCAUGAACUACCAAGAUGCUUGGAAAUCCAUAGAAGAUGUAUAUGACAGUACUGUGCCUGUUGCCACCAGGAGCACUACUGACAUAUAUGCUCAAACGUUGCCCUUACCCAAAAAAGAGAAAUUGUUCAGAGCAAGUUGUCCUCCUCCUUCUCAUCCACCGCCUCCUCCUCCUAUUGGGCAAGUGGUUAAAGUUGAUGUUUCAAAAGCCUUAGGUGAAUAUGCUAAUGUAAAUAUUAUGGAUGAUGAGAGAAAUUCUCAAGUAAUGUCUAGUUUCCGUCCAGGAGACAGUGCCAAACUAUACGCAUCACCUGAGGUUGUAAUGAGUGUUGGAUACAAAUCAGAAACAGUUAAUGUACCUAAGGACCUGCCACAACCAAGACGUGCUGGAGGCGGGUCUGGCCUUCGAUCACAGUCACUUCCUCCUAAAAUUCCUGCUAAUAAGUCUGACAGAGGAAGUACUACUUCUUCUGAAGCCGAAAAUAGCGGUGACUCUGGAGGUGUAUAUUCUGCAUUCAAAAAAACUAGUCGUCAGAGGGAUUCUAUGUCAACGGAUAGUGGCCAUGCGUCUGACAGAGCAGCAAUGUGGACUUUAAAGGAAAAGAAUACUGCUACUAGUGCCUAUGCUUUAAAGUUUGAUUUUGACGAUUCCGAUGCUGGGAGUCCUCAGAAUUAUCCAACAGUCAGAACUCCAAGCCAUGAACCAUUUAUUCCCGAGCCUGAUUAUGAAAGUAGUGAGGAUGAUUACAUUCCUACAUCUGUUGACAAAGGAGGGAGUCUUUCAACGUUUGGCAAAGGAGAUUCGACAAAUCCAGAUGAAAAAGUUCCUUGUGAGCAAAAUCACCUUGAGUUGCAAUCUGAAGUACUAAGACCUUUAAGUCCUCAUACAGAAGCCAAACGUGCCAUACAGGAAGCAAGAGAAAGGCUUCGGUUUUCUCAAAAACCUAUAGAUAAGAAUGCUACUGUAGUUUUUAUAAGUGGUAAAAUAACUGAGCAUAAAGUAGAAAAAAGUGAGAUUCAACUUCAUAGAACUGAAGAGGGUAGGUUGACGGGAACAGUUGUGAUAUCAACUACAAAUGAGCCCCAAGAACCUUUAUAUUUGUCAUCUUCAAUCCUAAAAAACUAUGAAACUGAAAAAUCUGUUGUUCCUCGUUAUCCAAGCAGAGAUGCUCCUGCUUCAGAAUAUGCUAAAUACAGGCAACAAAUUCUGAGUGGUAUGGCUCAGCCUACUGAUGAAGAAGAGGCCGAAAGUAAUUCUGAAAUUUUGGAUGGAAAUAAUGAAACUCCUGAAGUGAAAGACUUUCCAAAUAUUUCAAAAGACGCUAUUCAAGAAACUGUGAAACAUGCUUCAGUAGAUGGAAUUAAGAUUUCACUAACUGGAACUCAGAAACAUCCUUUAGAAAACAAAGAAAGUCCUGUAAGUAAGAAGCACUCAGAAGAAAGUCAUUUAGAAUUAAAAGAAGAACGUUGUAAUGACACUGCCGAUGCUGAAAGCAAUUCUACUAAGAUUUCUUCUGAUUUAGAAACCAAAAAUGAUGAUCAAAUGUUGCAUAGUUCUAAGGAGGAGAAUAAUUCUGACUCUGUCGUGCAUACAACUUCUGUUAACCAUGUUAGUGAUAAUUUUGAUAAAAACCACGUUACUGUUACCUUUGAUGUAAAUAGUAAGAGUAUAGAAGUUAAAGAGCCCAAAAGUAAGUUUGAUCCAACUAAUAAAGUGCCAGAAUAUUCACACGUUGAACCAUGGACAGACAAAAACAUUCCGGUUAGAACCAGUGAGAAAUCGGUCAAAAAGGUCGAGAAUCAAAAUAAAGAAAAAAGUUGUUUGGGAAAAGCAACAGUUCGUGAUCCUUAUCCGAAUGUAAAUAAAACUGCUCAAAUGAAAAACAAACUAAAGGCUGAACUAUCCUCCCGAAUUGUUGAUAGAAAAGUUUCUUCUACAGCAGCAAGUUCAACAGAAAGUAGCUUAGAAGAAAGUUUAGAAGUUUUGAGGUCACAAGUGAAUUCUCUGGGUUUAGCGGCAUUAAAUGAAGUUGAUGUUUUUACCGACUUAGUUCCUCCUCCUCCAGAGUUUGCUGCUUUUUCUGAUAUGAAUUCAAGAAAAGAACCGCCUUACUCAGCAUCAGAAAUAGCAAUUGCUCCUCCUCCAGAAUUUUCUGAUUACUCCUCUCAUGCAAGGAGUAAAGUAUCGCAGCGUGCUUCUAAUUCCCAAAAAAGAAAUCAUCCAAUGAGUUAUCAAAUUGACCCUUCUAACUCGGUAAAUCUAUCAUUUUUAUCCUCCCUGCGGAACAAAUCUCCAAAUAUUGUGCAAAUGGUUCGAGGGGAUAAGAAAUAUAAUUUAGGAAGUGGUAGAGGGAGUAUAAAUCUUCAUUUACCAUGCACAAGUGGCGUCAGAUUUGUACCUUCAAACAUUACAGAACAUUCAUCAGUGCAAGAUGGUAGCUCAAGCAGCGAGCUAUCACGUUUAAAAUCUGUGCAGAAGGAAUUUAGAUUUAAAUUGCUUCAAGAAUGGACUGCUAAUGAUAUUGCUGACUGGCUAGACAGUUUAUUUCUUCCUGAAUAUAAACAACGUUUUUCAGAGGCUGGUAUAACGGGUGCUAAAUUAGCCAAUAUGGACAGCAACGAUCUAAUGGGAUUGGGAGUUAAGCAAAUGGGGCACAGGUUGAACAUGGAAAGAUCGUUAAAAAGAUAUUUAAAGUGAUGAGUAAGUUAAAAUUGUAUAGAGAAAUGCUUGUUAUUGCAUUAGCUGAUUCUGCUAUCACAAAUGAAAUAAAUAAGAUAUAUAAUAGUUUUCUGGUCACUAAAAUCAAUAUAGUAUAUAUACUUAUCUCCAUUUCAAUAUUGGCAUUAUUCCCUGCAGUUAAUAAAAUGUCUUCAUUGAAUUUUGUAUUUUCAUUACAGCUGAUAUAUAGUUGCAUGUUAAAGAUAUUUUAAACUAGAAAUACAUUUUCUUUAUGCAGAUCAGCUUGAACAAAAUUAGAGACGAAUUGUUCAAGACAGCUGUAUUUAUUAAAUGCGUCAUUUCUGAAAGGGACUUGACUUUUCUUCCUAAGGCUUAAAUGUGCAUUUGUUCUCCUUUGUAAAUUAUGAAAGAUUCUUAAAUGGAGAAUAAAUAAGUUGAAGCCUUGUGUUCAUUCUUACUAUAAGCUUUCUACCCUUUCAGAAAUGAUAACUGUGUAGAGGAAAUAUGAUAAUUCCAAAUGUUGUCAAUUGCAUAUUUUAAUUUGUAUAAAGUAUUUAUUAUUC